CUAGAGCUUAUAAGGAAAUUCUUCAUUGGUAAAUAGCCGAAGGAGUUAUUGAAAUCUCGCAUAUCGUUCGCAAGAAGCGCUUGAUUCGAUUAAACGUGCAGCGAAUAACAAUAAUAACAAUAAUAAUAAGAGAGAGUGCGGUCGAACCCUACAGUUACGGCCGCCAAUCAAAUCAUAACUAGUGGCAGAGGAGAGACGCGUAUAAUCAAUUAUGCAGAUUCGCUUCAGUGGCGGUAGCGAAGAAGAGACGGUGAGUGGUGAAGCAUUAAACUGCUGUAUUUCCGGCCUCGAUUAAUGUUGCCAGGAGCAGCAGCGAUUCCGAUCUGCAGAGGCCCGUAAGGAAGUCGUGUUUACGUUCGGGUACAUCGGUGGCCCUCUUCCGCUCGUCUUCAACUCUCCGCCGGCACGUCGGCCACGUUCACUGCGCUUCAUGAAUCGCGUUCGGGCCUUCUCUCUACUAACACAGAGUGCAACAAGCGUAUACAAAAUUUCUCGAGAUCGUGUGGAUGCAAUGACGAGGAGAGAGCAACCGCGAGAGAGAGAGAGAGAGAGAGAGAGAGAGAGAGAGAGAGAGAGAGAGAGAGAGAGAGAGAGAGAGAGAGAGAAGAGGGAGAAGAAAGAAGGGGAUGCUGCGACGAUCUAAAAGCUACGUUGUGUGCCUCGUGCGUGUCACGUAGUUACUUCCAUGUGUGGGUAAUGUUUUUGCUCGAGGGGAAAUGGUACCGCGUGUGUGGUCCUCCGUCGUGUUCCCCGCGUACCCUUGUGAUGGCACAUCGCUGUAUCCUAGCAACGUAGAACGCCACGUUGAUUCGGCCAAUCACGAAUGAGAUCCGAUCGCUUCGGCUGAACUCGGCUUAUUUCGGCUCCAACGUCACCGGUACCUGCAGUGGUGUAUCGGCCUACCGCGAAACUCGGGAUAUACGAUAAGUCUCUUACGAUGAAUUCAUUCAUUAAAACUUUUUCAGCUUAUUUACUUAUGACAAUGUAAACAAAAGAUGUAAGAAACAAAAGAUAUAAGAUACUUUGGGCAGGAAGCAAACGAAAGAUACGAUCUCCUGAAAACGUACGGUGAAAGGAUGAUUGAAAUUUCGAGACUUCGUAGUUAAGAAGCGUGGAUAACUUGUGUAAUUAAUCAAAGAUAUUAAGUACGAAAUUGUUACGCUUACGUUCAAAUUUACAGAUGAUUAUACGACACGUGUACAUAUGAAAUAUUGUAUUAGGCUUGCCAUACGUGUUAUGAGAGAAAAUUAUUUCCAUAAAUUGAAUAAAGCGUCGUAUUACCUUUUUGAAGUUUUUCUGCGAUGUCGUUCGAAGUCGAAAAUGCGGAAUCAUAAAUUUACCAAACGAGACCAAGCUCCGUUGAAGCGUGCGCUCCGAAUUACGGUCCUGAAUGUUUGUGCAGUUCCGAUCUCGGCGAGUGGCGCUGUUGGAGGGGGGGCCGUCAACUAUGGCCGGCGCAGAAGGCAGGCCACGAAAGAAAUGUGGCACCGCAUUUCGCUUAGUAUGUACGUAGACUGCUCUAAGCGGCGGUCGUGUACGCCGGUGUCCGAUCACGACGACGUCGACGUCGUCGUUACAGAACGCGUGUCACAGAGAUAGCCAGACUUUAACGAGAGUUUCCAGUUGCCUCUGCUGGACCGUGGAACACUCUCGUACUCUCACGCCGUCUACGUCUCCUUGCGUAAACCGGAUGCUCGUCACUGCCGCGCUUAUACGAAUUCGGUAGUCGCGCGGCGAAUUUUUUUUUCCUCACCGCAGUGUAAAAGAAUACUCGAACAAGAUUCUCCACCGCGUCAGAGUGACAACAAUUGUGACAGUGACACUGCAGUGCGUGUGGCUACGUGCCACGCCAGUAUAUCGUGCAGAUAGAAAAGACACAGUGUAGUCAUCAGAUUGAUCGUUGAACGUUCAGACAUACAGAGUUCGUUUCACUUCAACUGACGUAUGAAAACGCACGUGCGGUGCAAGAGCGUGACUGUUUCCCGCGAAAACAUUGAACAAUCGGGCGGCACUUUUGUCCGGGUUGUCGCGUGAUAUUUCAAAACAAGGGAACUCCGCGUGUGCGCCCUCGUGCUUGUCUCCGCGGUACCGUGAGCCCCGCGAGAGGGAGAUACAGAGAAGUGAGAGGGAGUACGGAGCACAUUCCGUGAAAAAAGCGAGAGAGAGGGAUAGAAAAAGAGACAGAUCGAAGGGAGGAAUCGGUAAGGAGGGAUCAGUCACGUAUUUACUCUUCUACAGUAAACGAAGCUAACCUAAAAACCGAUACUCUGUCCGUUUUGUGCGUGCACCAUCGAUGGGCACGAUACAACCGCGCAUGCGCAGAAGAAAUUGUGCAUACCUCGUGCGCGAAUUUCGAUUGUCGUGCUGAUGGCACGUACACGGUGUUGACAGAAUUGCGCGGUAAACAGGGAACACCUAUCGAACGUGUGCUGUGACAAGUGUUUCUGGAAAGGUUCAUACGGAAAUUACGUGUAACCGCGGUUUUCUAACGAGUGUGCAGAGUGAAAUCGUUUCUUUUCCUUUGCUUAUCCCAAUUUUUCUUUCGUGUUCGUUCGUGUCCUGUUCGUGUUUUGUAAGAAUCCGUAUCGCGUUCGAUAGGAAUAAGUCGAGAGGAUAGAGGGAAACCAAGACGAGAAGUCUGUCGCAAAGAAAAAAGAAAAACGUCACGUUGGAGGGGAGCGAUAUUAAAAAUAAUCAUACUGCGAAUUGUGCCGGGGCGAAUGUAUGACGGAUCAUGGUUUCUGCGUCCGGCCCUACAGGGAUCCUAGCGGGACGCCCUUCUGGUUCUCAGUGCCUUCAAGGUUCACAAUCGUCGCAGAAUGGAUGUGCUACGAGAAAUCACAAUGAGAAGAAUAUUGAGACCGAGGAGAACGCGAAGCAACGACACGAGUCGGAUCUUUAUAUCAGGCCAAGCUGGACCGAUGCUUCGAUAGCGUUGGAUCAGCUCGAAAAGGGCAAAGCGGAAGGUCAGAGGUCCGCGGUGUGGAUCAGGGCAACGCUGCAGGAUCAGCUGGGUCAGUUGGGCUACUUCCUGCAGAGGCACGCAGGCAAGGUCCUCUUUCUCGCUAUCGUCGCUUUGGCUACGUUCUGCGUCGCUCUCAAGUCCGCUCAGGUUCACAGCAAGGUCGAACAGCUUUGGGUUCAAG
This is a messenger RNA of Frieseomelitta varia, 3146 nucleotides long. Its product is annotated as protein patched-like. Gene Ontology annotation, molecular function: hedgehog receptor activity; hedgehog family protein binding; smoothened binding. NCBI's taxonomy places the organism in Eukaryota, Metazoa, Arthropoda, Insecta, Hymenoptera, Apidae. Gene Ontology annotation, biological process: smoothened signaling pathway. The record is from RefSeq and is a predicted model, not a curated record. The annotation marks the transcript as partial. The transcript has 2 exons. Gene Ontology annotation, cellular component: plasma membrane.